Odobenus rosmarus divergens (Pacific walrus) is the source of this 2535-nucleotide messenger RNA. RefSeq names its product choroideremia-like (Rab escort protein 2) (gene OPN3). Gene Ontology annotation, cellular component: photoreceptor outer segment; membrane. The record is from RefSeq and is a predicted model, not a curated record. Bases 366 to 2330 code for a protein of 654 amino acids. Gene Ontology annotation, biological process: G protein-coupled receptor signaling pathway. The transcript has 2 exons. Lineage: Eukaryota; Metazoa; Chordata; Mammalia; Carnivora; Odobenidae. Gene Ontology annotation, molecular function: G protein-coupled receptor activity.
GUGGGACGGGUUUAGCAGCAGCCUCUUCGAGAAGAGUUCCAGUCACAAAUGCAUGUGUGAUGCAUUUUGACAUUUACUGCUAGGAUGAAAUGCAGGAAUGAAAACCACACAUCCGUUUUAGUGUUCUCAGAUGUGAUUAGAUAUACUUUAUCAUAUUUUUAUGCUACUGACCUAUAAGGAAAACAAUAUUAAGAAAGGUUAACUGUAAACAGCUAGUUCCUGCAACCUCAGUACUUCUGGGAUGACCUGGAAUAUCACAAGGAGAGAUUUUAUUACAGCAUAUUCACAUCUCAGCUGAGCCGUCAGCCUAGACUCACACGCAUUUCCUUUAUCGGCAGUUGUCACCAGACGCUUUAUCUCCCAGAAUGGCGGACAGUCUUCCCACAGAGUUCGAUGUGGUCAUAAUAGGGACAGGUCUGCCCGAAUCCAUCCUUGCAGCUGCGUGUUCAAGAAGUGGCCAGAGGGUUCUGCAUCUUGAUUCAAGAAGUUACUAUGGAGGAAACUGGGCAAGUUUCAGCUUUUCGGGAUUGCUCUCCUGGUUGAAGGAGUAUCAGCAAAACAGUGACAUUGCAGAAGAAAGUACUGCCUCAUGGCAAGGCCCGAUCCAUGAAACAGAAGAAGCUAUCACUCUUCUCAAGAAGGAUGAAACUAUUCAACACAUAGAAGUUUUUUGUUAUGCCAGUCAGGAUAUGGAUGACAGUAUUGAAGAGACUGAUGCUCUGCAGAAAAAUCCUUCCUCAAUAAUAUCUAGUACCACCACUAAACCUCUGGAUUCUGCAUGCUUGUCUGAAGAAACACAUUCAUUAUAUGCUACUGGCCAUGAAUUGCCUGCCAAAGACACUCCAAAAAGUGACGGAGAAAUUUCACUAGAAGUAACUGAUGUUGAGGACACCUUGGCAAAAGAAAAAUAUUGUGGAGAUAAAACUUGUAUACACACAGUUUUAGAUGGAGAUAAAGAUGAAAACAAACCUAUAGAGGAAGACAACACUGACCAACCAAAGAGAAAUAAGAUUACUUACUCUCAAAUAGUUAAAGAAAGCAGGAGGUUUAAUAUUGAUUUGGUAUCAAAGCUUCUGUAUUCUCAAGGAUUGCUAAUUGAUCUCUUAAUCAAAUCAAAUGUUAGUCGUUAUGCAGAAUUUAAAAACGUCACUAGGAUUCUUGCAUUUCGUGAAGGAAAAGUAGAACAGGUGCCUUGUUCCAGAGCAGAUGUCUUUAAUAGCAAAGAACUCACUAUGGUUGAAAAGAGGAUACUGAUGAAAUUUCUUACGUUUUGUUUAGACUAUGAACAACAUCCUGAUCAAUACCAAGCUUUUGUGCAAUGCUCAUUUUCAGAGUACUUACAAACUAAAAAAUUAACCCCCAAUCUCCAACAUUUUGUGCUGCACUCAAUUGCAAUGACAGAGUCAUCUUGCAGUACAAUAGAUGGCCUUAAAGCAACUAAAAACUUCCUUCGGUGUCUUGGACGGUUCGGCAACACUCCCUUUUUAUUUCCCUUGUAUGGGCAAGGAGAAAUUCCCCAAUGUUUCUGCAGGAUGUGUGCAGUUUUUGGUGGAAUCUAUUGUCUUCGUCAUAAAGUUCAAUGCCUUGUAGUUGACAAAGAAUCUGGAAGAUGUAAAGCAAUUAUAGAUCACUUAGGUCAAAGAAUAAAUGCUAAAUAUUUUAUUGUGGAGGAUAGUUACCUUUCUGAGGAAACAUGCUCAAAUGUACAGUAUAAGCAGAUCUCCAGGGCAGUGCUCAUUACAGAUCAGUCUAUACUAAAGGCAGAUUCAGAUCAGCAAAUUUCCAUUUUGGUAGUGCCUCCACUGGAAUCAGGAACAUGUGCUGUUCGUGUCACUGAAUUAUGUUCUUCAACCAUGACGUGCAUGAAAGACACCUAUCUGGUACAUCUGACCUGUUCAUCUUCUAAAACAGCACGAGAAGACUUAGAGUCAGUAGUGAAGAAAUUAUUCACCCCAUUUACUGAAACAGAAAUAGACAAGGAAGAACUUACAAAGCCAAGACUCUUGUGGGCUCUUUAUUUUAAUAUGAGAGAUUCCUCAGGAAUCAGCAGAAGCUCAUAUAAUGGCUUACCUUCCAAUGUUUAUGUCUGCUCUGGGCCUGACUGUGGACUGGGAAAUGAGCAUGCAGUCAAGCAAGCUGAAACGCUUUUCCAGGAGAUCUUUCCCAGUGAAGAAUUCUGCCCCCCACCUCCGAAUCCAGAAGACAUUAUCUUUGAUGGUGAUGAUAAACAGCUAGAGGCUUCUGGAACCAAUAAUAUAAUCAUGGCCAAACUAGACUCCUCUGAGGGAAGUAAAAACUUAGAAAGCCCAGGGAAGCACCUUCAAAACUAGAAAAAAGCAAACUGGAAUGCUACUUUGGGCCUUCAUCCUGGCAUCAGAAUAUUUUCAUUUAAAGGACCGUUUUCUAUAUGAUUAAUUAGUACUGGUUAUAUGAUGAAUGCUAUGCAGAUGUUGUCUUAAAUUCUGUUUGAGACAUUCAGUCAUUGGAUGUCAUUGUUCAUCUAUCAGUAACUGAUUGAUUAUUGGAUAAGGUUAG